Messenger RNA from Pisolithus orientalis, 957 nucleotides. RefSeq lists its product as uncharacterized. The record is from RefSeq and is a predicted model, not a curated record. NCBI's taxonomy places the organism in Eukaryota, Fungi, Basidiomycota, Agaricomycetes, Boletales, Pisolithaceae. The transcript is spliced from 3 exons. The annotation marks the transcript as partial.
AUGGUAUUUGGCAUAUUCACUCGCAAACCACCGAUCCCACCUUCCGUCUCACCAGAGCAGUCGAAGGCAACUACGGACUCGGCUGAGCCCCGUCCAAUCUCAAGCUCACGCCUUCCCACCCCGACACCCUCGACGGUCUCCAUACCCGCAUCGGCACGCCAAUCGCCGCUACGCUUUCCGACGUCGCUUCGGUACUCGGAUGCGGGCACAGGCGAUGGAGGAGAGUCGCCGGCUGCUCAGCCUCCGCUGACACCGUCACCACCACCGCCAAUAGCAGGAGACUCGAAGGCAUUGUACGAUCUUAUGUUGACUAUACCACCAAAGACGCUUCAUGCGUACACACUCGCUCAUCUCCGUGCGCUGUCCCCCGAGCCAUCCAGCUCAACACUAUAUAAUAGUCCGGGUACUGGACCUCCAAUACCCCCGCCGUCGCCGGAGACAGUUACCAAGCUGCAUAAUUUUUUUGCAACGCUCGCUCCACCUCCACUUCUACACUGUGUACGGUGUCAUGCAGAGUUCUAUGCAAUUGAGAAUGAAGAGAAGGACAAAGCGUGUCGAGUACCUCAUGACGACGAGAGCGCGCUGGUUUCGCGUGUAACGGGAGGUGGAUACGAGACGCUGUGGGGAUGCUGUGGAAAGACCGUGGAAGGGAAUGGAGGGGAAGGACCUCCUGAUGGCUGGUGCUAUGAGGGACGACAUACGACAGACACAAAGCGGGCGAGAUUCCGCGCAGAUUCGACAAUCCACGACGAUAAGCUAACGUCUUGUCUGAAACUGAAUUGUCGUGGUAUCAGAGAUACAUUGCCUCGUCCUAGCGAACACCUCGCUCAAUCGUCUUCGACACGAAAGUCGAAUGCAUCCCCUGCACGUUCUCAUGGAGUCGCGUCCGUGACGCGGAAACGACCACGCAAGUCGAUCAACAAGGAUCUGUCAUCUGCAUCAGAGGAUGAACAGGAA